Molecule: messenger RNA, 1899 nt
Organism: Xiphophorus maculatus (southern platyfish)
Lineage: Eukaryota; Metazoa; Chordata; Actinopteri; Cyprinodontiformes; Poeciliidae
Gene: aadat
Product: aminoadipate aminotransferase
Exons: 15
Coding region: 193-1470 (425 amino acids)
Biological process (GO): biosynthetic process
Molecular function (GO): L-kynurenine:2-oxoglutarate transaminase activity; pyridoxal phosphate binding
Source: RefSeq, a predicted model, not a curated record
GUCAAUGAAAACGGUACGCUGCUGCCCCCUAAUGGACGAAACAAGGAAAGCUGACAGACACGACGCCCGAAGCACAACGUCGUUUCCAACCAGCCCGGAUAAUAUAGCGCAGGCACACAGCCGCUGAUCACUGCAGGUAUGCACGUUGAAGAAAUACAUUGACCAGAAUCCACCGGGACACUCUAAGGAGUCAUGAAUUACGCUCGCUUUCUGACAGCAGUCAGUGGAGCCAGGAAACCCUCCCCGAUCAGGCUGCUGACUGAGCUGCAGCAGCGGUCGCCUCCAUCCCUCAUCUCUCUGGCCGGUGGCGCGCCAAACCCCAACACCUUCCCCUUCCAAUCGGCGUCCAUCCAGGUCAAAAACGGCCCGACGGUCACCUUUGACGAGACCGCGAUGAAGAGGGCCCUGCAGUACUCCGCCUCUAACGGAAUCCCCGAGUUGCUGACAUGGAUGAAGAACCUGCAGAAGGACCUACACAACCCGCCAACCAUCGACUACAGCCAGGAGAACGGGCAGAUGGACAUGUGUGUCACCACAGGAAGCCAGGAGGGACUCUGCAAGACAUUUGAGAUGCUGGUUAACCCCGGAGACAACGUUCUCCUGGAUGCACCCACAUAUUCUGGCACGCUUGCAGCGCUCCAUCCUCUUGGCUGUAACAUCAUCAACGUUCCCAGCGAUCAACACGGCAUGAUCCCGGAAGCCCUGAAGGAGGUCCUGUCUCGCUGGGACCCAUCAGAGGUGCACGAGCCCGGCAGCGCGGCUCCCAGAAUCCUCUACACCAUCCCAAACGGAGGGAACCCCACCGGCGCCUCCAUGACAGCGGAGAGGAAGAGGGACGUCUACAAGCUGGCUCAGCUCUAUGACAUGCUCAUCAUCGAGGACGACCCAUACUACUUCCUUCAGUUUGAAAAGCCGUGGGCUCCCACCUUUCUGUCCAUGGAUGUGGACGGGAGGAUCAUCCGGACCGACUCCUUCUCUAAGAUCCUGUCAUCAGGCCUGAGGAUCGGUUUCGUCACGGGUCCCAAACCGCUGGUCGACCGGAUCGUGCUGCACAUCCAGGCCUCCACCAUGCACACCAGCACCUUCACACAACUCAUGGUGUCUCAGUUGCUGCACAGCUGGGGACAAGAUGGCUUCCUCCAGCACAUAGACAGGGUGAUUGAGUUCUACAGGACGCAGCGCGAUGCUAUGAUAAACUCCGCUGACAAGUGGCUCAAAGACGCGGCCGAGUGGCACGCCCCGUCAGCAGGCAUGUUCCUGUGGAUGAAGCUGAGGGGCGUCGCUGACACCCAGCAGCUCAUUAUGGAGAAAGCGUUGGAGAAAGAGGUGCUGCUGGUUCCCGGAGGCGUGUUUAUGAUCAACAGCAGCGACCCGUGUCCCUACGUCAGAGCGGCCUUUUCCCUCUCCACACCAGAGCAGAUUGAUGAGGCUUUCAGAAGACUCUCUCUGCUCAUCAAAGAGGGUUUGUGACCAGAGCUUCCAUCUUUCGGGGCAGAUGUUGGAUUUUUUUUAUUGUUCGGUGCAAUUGUGAAAGUAAUAAUUACCUCACGUUGGAUUUUAGCCAAAGUUAAAUUUAAAAAAAUCCUCACUAGCAAGAAAGGCAGGGAAUAAGCUUUAUACAGGUAAUUAUCAACGUCUUUAAUAUCUGCAGAUUUUCUUUCUCUCUUCUUUGGUUCAUUUGGGGUUUUUUUUGUCAGAGACAAACAGAACUGCAAAGUUUUUAGUGAGAAGUAGAAUAAUAUAUCCAUCACAUGUUCACAUGAGCUGAGCAUGUGGCGUGUUGGGUCAUCGUGUGGAAGCAGGUGAAUGUAACCGACAUGAACAGUAGAAACUCAUUAAACCCAUCCUACUACAACUAGUCCUGUUGGACGAACAUCUUAAGAGAAAGCUGCUAUAUAA